CCACCAAGAGAACUGUGGACAUUGCAGGAGCGACAUGGUGAAUCCUUCAAAUGGCCAUCCUGUCGACGGAUGCUGUUCUCGCUCUCUUCGCCGACCUGGAGUUUUUGCCGCGAAAUGGACGCGUUGUCACGUCGCCACUUCUACCCCAACGCGACUCCGAAUCGCGCACAUCUCCAUCUGCCCGCCAGCGACAAGCCUUCCUCUUUCUCCAAGCGCUUGAAAGAUUUUCUGCAUAAAUCCCUACUUAGGAUUGACAUGUGCUGAUCGUCGUAGUUGGAAACCGCCAGGCGAAAGAUCGUCGGCGAAAUUUUAGCCUACCUCC
This is a messenger RNA of Alternaria alternata, 322 nucleotides long. RefSeq lists its product as hypothetical. The annotation marks the transcript as partial. The record is from RefSeq and is a predicted model, not a curated record. Lineage: Eukaryota; Fungi; Ascomycota; Dothideomycetes; Pleosporales; Pleosporaceae. The transcript has a single exon.